This is a messenger RNA of Dunckerocampus dactyliophorus (ringed pipefish), 3911 nucleotides long. RefSeq names its product centrosomal protein 135 (gene cep135). The record is from RefSeq and is a predicted model, not a curated record. The transcript is spliced from 25 exons. Lineage: Eukaryota; Metazoa; Chordata; Actinopteri; Syngnathiformes; Syngnathidae. Bases 232 to 3651 code for a protein of 1139 amino acids.
CCAUGGUGACGAAUCCAAACCUGAGCCCAUCGGCGCUCUUUUCAAACUUUUUUCCAACCACUUAAAAAACGUCAUCUUCCCGUUCAUCAAACUUUAAAAUUGAAUCCUAAAUAUAUCAUUUGCAAGUACAGUUGUUCUGUCGUUAUGAAUGCGUCCAAACAAGGCACUUACGCGGGUCUAAAUAGUCGUUGGUGAAACUGUCAGACAAAACUGCUUCCUUCCGUCUGAGCCAUGGAAAGCAGCUUGGAGAGGAAAUAUGCUAACUUGAGGAAGCGUCUGGAUCAGCUGGGUUACAGACACCCUCUUGCAAUUGAAUCACUGCCAUUAGUUGAGAAACUAUUCAGUGAUCUGGUCCACACUACUGAAAGCCUGCGCAAUGCAAAACUGUCAGCAGGGCAGAGUGAGAAGGAACUUAACUGUGAGGUCCUUCUGGAGCCAUACAGGGCAGAUAAUGCCCGGCUUGUCAGGGAGAACAAUGAACUCCACCUGGAGCUUCUGAAAGUGAACGAGGAGAAGGACCAUGCCAACAGGGAGCUGAAAACCCGCGUCAGAAAACUGGAACAUGAGAAUUGUGACCUGAAGUUUCUGAACAAUCAAUACAUGCACAAGGUCCGCUGCUUGGAGAAAGACGGCAAAGCCAAAGCUGAGCGCAUCCUGCAGCUCCAGGAGAAGAACUUGCAAGCAGUGGUGCAGACGCCAGGUGGAAGAAAGCGCAGCAUCCCUUUCAGGCGUCAGAGAAUGCAGACAGAUGAGCUCAUUCCUCCUCCCAUGACAUCAGCUUAUCCCGUGCCCCAGCCAGAUGACCCAUACAUAGCCGAUCUCCUGCAGUUAGCCGAUAGAAGGAUUCUUGAGCUGCAGGAAGAAGUCACAAGAAUCCAGUGUGAGCUGGAAGAUUCUCAUGAACGCACACAACUCUUAAAUACUCAAGUGUCCGAGAGGGACAAAGAGAUCGAGCGUCUGAAUCGUUCAUUUCAUGGAGGGCGCGCCCGUGAUGUCAUCUCUUUGGAGGCUCAGAACAUCAGCAAUGAGAAACUGAUUGCGCAACUUAACCUUCAGAUUGAGUACCUGCAAGAGAGCAACAAGAUGCUAGAGCAGAAGGUGGAGGGACUGCAGCAGAAGUCCUCCUCCAAAGUGGCCGACCUCUCCUUAAAGAAUUUUGAGCUGUGUCAGGAGCUGACACACAUCGACGGCCUGGCCAAGAAGAUGGAGAUGGAUAAGGAGCGGGCGUUGGAAAUGGCUGAUCAGGAGUUGCAAAACACGAAAGAAGUCAUUGAAAAUUUGGAGGACAACCUUAAAAAAAUAAGAGGGGAACUUUCUGAGAGGGAAUUUGAGAAAAGUUCUUUGGCUGACCAGCUGGUGGAGCUCAGAGGGCGGAAUGACAAACUGGAGGCAAUGGUGGACUUCAUGGAGGCUGAGAAAAGCAGGCUGCAGGACAAAGUGGAGAAGAUGAUGUCCGCUGAAAGAGACUUGGUGUUGGAGUUAGAGGCUAUGCGAGCCAAACAUGGCAUUUGUGGACGAGAUCGCUCCCCGUCACGCCUGGAUGCCUUUGUGAAGAGUCUAGAGGAGGAGAGGGAUCACUAUCGCCAGGAAGCUGAACGCUGCAGGAAAUUCCAAGGGGCCAGCAGCCCCAGUCGCGGGAGUCCAAGCCAGAGCAGGAGUCCUGGGCGCAAGGUAAUCAGGGGAGGCGUUGCAGAGUCUGAGUUUCUUGCUUUGGUGAAGGAAAGAGAUGAGCUGAAGGCAGCUCUGCUGGACGUGGAGAAGCACACUGAGGACAUCCAGACAAAAGUGAAAGCCCUCAGCGCUGAAAGAGACCACUUCAAAAUGAUGUUUUAUCAGACACAAGAGCAGCUGGAGGAUGCCCGUGUAAGCUCAAGCACAUCUGAUGACAUCUUGAACUUGAGAGAGGAGCUGAGACUGGCAGAAAAUAAAAUCAUGCAGGUUAAGGCGGAAAGAGACUUACUGAUGGAGGAAUUUAAGGUUGGACAGACUUCCGCUCUUCCAGAAGGACAUGGACAGGAAAAGAGAAUUCUUGACCUGCAGGAUGUCCUUCACAGUCUGGAGAAGGAGAACCUGGAGCUGCGUUCACAGCUCUUUGCGCUAAAAGACUGCAAGCGGGACGUGGAGCAGCAGUUGGAUGUUCAGUCUGCUGCCUUGCUUCAGAACGUGGAGGAGGCGGCACACCAGAGGAAAGCAGCUUUGGCUCUCAGGCUACAGCAGGAGCAGACGCAACAGUCACUUUACGAUCUCCAAAAAGCGCUGUCUGUGAAGACCAACGAGCUGCAUGCUGCUCAUGAGGAGAUGGAAACACUGGAGGAGACAAUAGGGGAGCUGACUCAGCAGGUCUCCAAGUACAAGAAGGAAGCGGAGGUUCUUCAGAUGUCUUUUGCCGCACUGGAUAAGGACAAAGACGCUCUGCAGGAUGAGGUGGAUGAAAAGACAGAGAAGCUGGUUGUUCUUCAGGAGGAGCUUGCAAAGAAGGAAAAAACGCUUGAAGAUGUGAGGCUCACGGUCAGCGUAAUGGACAAAUCUCUGGCUCAGCUGCAGGGGGCGCUAAACGGCCGUGAGAGGGAGCUCGCCAGUCUGAGGAAACAGCUGGAUGAAGCUCAGCUGGAGCUGGCAGGACUUCAAAACAGCAAAGAAGUCUUAGUCAGAGAAAACAAGAGCCUUCGAGACGACUUGUCCACGAUGACAAGAGAGAAUCAGACUGUCCACGUGGAGAUGGCGGAGGCUUUACGAGAGCGGGAUGAGCUAAAGCUGAGAGUCCACUCUUACAUCACUACGGUAUCCAGGGUUGAGAACCUCUUGAAGACAAAGGAGCAGGAGAAUCUGGACCUGCUGGAGGGCUUCCGCACAGCCCACAGUGACAUGGAGGAAAAGGAGCAGAGGCUGCAGCAGAUCGAGGACCUUAAGGACGCCAUCCGCCUGAAGCUUCUCUCUUCCGACACGGAACGCAGGCACCUCCACGAAGCCGUCAGCCACAAGGAGCUAGAGAUCCAGCAGCAUGUACAGGCCCUGCAGGCGUACGAGGCACAGGUGUCGACACUCACUCGAGGGAUGUCCCGCCUUGAGGAGGAGUUACGCAAAGCUCAGGAGGAGAAAGCCGGUCUCGUCUCCGACCUGGCCACUGUUAGGGAGCUCUGCGUUAAACUGGACUCGGGCAAGCAACUCACAGCUCGCCAGGUCACAUCCAAGAGCAUGGAGCUCGAGAGGGUUGAAGGAGAACUGGAAGACGUUCGGUCGGAGGCGGAGCUGCUGAAAAAGCAGUUGGCGAGCGAGAGGUUGAUCGUCCGCAACUUGGAGACGCUGCUCUCCAACAAUCGCCAAAAGGAGGUCCAAAUCCACCUGACGGCCAGCGAGAAGGAGUCCGAGCUGAAAGUCCUGCGCGAUAGGCUCACCCUGGCCGACAACAAGAACGCCGAGCAUUCGAGGGAGGUGUCCAAGCUCCGUGGUAAAGUCUCUCAGCUGCAGACAGAGAUGGAUGUGCUCAACAGACAGCUGACCUCGGAGCGCUUUGAGCGCGAGAGGGCCAUUCAGGAGAUGCGCCGACAAGGCAUGUCUUUCUCUCCCUUGCGGUGCUCAUUGUCUCUCAACGCCUCCACCAGCUCCCAGCACACGUCCCUGAACAGCUCCAGUGACAAGUCUGCCAAUUAGAUGUGGUGGCAUAGUUUUUAUGUUAGUCAUUUCCUGUUGAUGUGGAAUAGCACUAUGAACCUUGACAUGUUGUAACUUGUAUUUAUUGAGCCAUUAGAAUUAUGCUGCAUAUUAUGUGGUUUAAUGUACAUUGUGUCAAUGCAACAUUGAUGAUUGUUUUUAUAUGUGAGAAUGUUUACUUUUAUUGAAUAAAUAUCAGCCUGUUUGUUAUACACUUUACACUAAAAUGGACAGAUAAAAUAGUGAGUGAAUUAUACAUG